Porites lobata is the source of this 1243-nucleotide messenger RNA. Lineage: Eukaryota; Metazoa; Cnidaria; Anthozoa; Scleractinia; Poritidae. The record is from the annotation of a GenBank genome assembly.
AUGGCUACAAAAAAAGAACAGACAACGAAGCUAGUGAGCGAGCCCGGAAGCGCCCAACCAGUCUACGAGAAAAAGUUCUUCUACAAGAUAGUAGACUGCUCAAGACUGCGGGAGAUUGUACGAGAAUUAGAGACCUUGAUGCCUGGUAAAUAUCUCUUUUAUUUUUUCAGUCAGGGACUUUUGGAAUCAAGUCUAACAAAAGAUGUAAAAACAACAACACGGUAAAGUACAUAUGAACAAUCCUAAAGAAAACGCAAGAUGCAAACUGUCACGCUAUUUAGGCUAUCUCAGCACUUUAAAAAAGCAGUUACAGAGCCGACUGAGAUAUCUCUGAAAAACCGAUUUAACCUGCCAAAGAACAAAAGAGAAAUACACACAAGCCAAAAAGGACGUGACACGCAUAGGCAAACUUGAAGAGGAUUAAAGGGAACUUUUGAAACACGGCGACCCGCAUUUUUCAAUUUUGGCUCAAAUUAGAAAGAUCAUGAGUUGACGCUGACUUUGAACGCUUUGAAAUCACAUAAAAUUUAUAUCACGAAAGAUAUGAACACGCCAAUAUUAAUAAAGACUGGGGAUUAUCCGCUCUGGGACAAAGUUAAGUUUAUUGACCGAGCUUUUUUGACAUAAGACUUCACCCUAAAGACAUAAACAGGGACAGUGGAAUUGAGAUUCCUGAAGCUUGGAUGCUGACAAUCAGACAACAUAACAAGUUAUCUCUAUCACAAUUUCAAGUCAAAGGCUCGUACGUAGGUCUGUGUAAACUAAAAUAGGUAAUACAUUAAACACAACCUUAUUAGGCCUAUUUAAUGUACCAGUUAUUCGCCCCAUGUGACGGUAUUCCGGAUUCGGGAAUCCGGAAUACUGGGCUUUGGAAUUGACAAUCCAGGUGAAGGAAUCCAGAAUCAAGCUAACCAUUGGAAUCCGAAAUAGAAGUUCCACUGACAAAGAAUCCGGACCAGUACCUGGAAUCCGUAAUUUAUAAUUACAUAGGGCAAAAUUAUUAUUGAUUGUUUUGUUUUUACUUCUUUUAGAUUUUUAUACUGUGGAAAUGGAUGAGAAGAUUAACAGGGAUAUUAAUCUGAGGGGCGUGGUUAACAUGAAGAGCUGCAAGGUGGGAUUGAAGGUGCAUUUCAAAGAGGGCAGGUCUUGUACUGAGGCAACGAAUGCCCCUGGUCGAAAUAGACGUCGAGCAAUGGGCUGCUGGUGGUGUGGUCGUUGCUAUAAUAUUGAAGCAACAAGCUGA